Corticium candelabrum is the source of this 952-nucleotide messenger RNA. RefSeq names its product peptide methionine sulfoxide reductase-like. The coding region runs from base 312 to 755 and encodes 147 amino acids. Gene Ontology annotation, molecular function: peptide-methionine (S)-S-oxide reductase activity. The transcript has 3 exons. Lineage: Eukaryota; Metazoa; Porifera; Homoscleromorpha; Homosclerophorida; Plakinidae. The record is from RefSeq and is a predicted model, not a curated record.
AUAUGACGUCUGUGACUUCACUCGUCAUUCUUUUGUCACAUUUGAUGGGAUCGCGUUUGGCUAGAGCAACUGUUGCAAAAUCAGAUCUCUCCGUCGUACGAACAAGUUUUGGAUCUCACAUGGCAUCGGUAAAAGCAGUGGAAGAGCCAUGCUACGAGACGCAAAAGGCGACUUUUGCUAUGAGCUGAUUUUGGUUCCCCGAGGCCCAAUUUGGUGCCGUAGACGGGGUCGUAACAACAAGAGUCGGCUUCACAGGCGGUUCAAAACCGAAUCCAACCUACCGAAGCUUGGGAGAUCACACAGAGAGUGUCAUGCUUGAGUUUGAUGCAGCCAAAAUUACGUACGAGGAGCUACUGGACAUGUUCUGGAAGAACCACAGCUGCACGACGCCAAUGAACAGACAGUAUAUGUCUGCGAUUUUUUAUCAUUCAGAAGAACAACAUAAGAAGGCUUUGUCGUCUCGUGAUGCAUUGCAGAAGACGAUGUCCAAGAAAAUCAUGACCAAGAUAGAAGCUGCGCAGACCUUUUACGAUGCUGAGAACUAUCAUCAGAAAUACAUUCUCAGGCAAAAUUCUCAAAUUUUGCAUGAGUUGAAUCUUUCUGAUGCCGACUUGAUGACAUCACACAUUGCUGCACGUCUGAAUGGCUAUCUUGGUGGCCAUGGCACUCAAGAUCAACUGCAGAGAGAAAUCGAAGACUUUAAUCUUAGUAACAAAGCAAAGGAAAAGCUAAGGGCUACAGUUGGCCGCAAGUAGUUGAACUUUAUGUGAGACUGAACUUCCUGCAUUAGAAAUUGAAUAUUCCAUGAAACAUUAGUAGUAAGGAGUGCAUCUUGAAAUUGGUACAUGACGUUAUCUGGUUGAAUCUUCUCUGGAGAAGCCAGAUUACUGAUUUUUUUAGCCAUGAUUAAAGUGUGCAGAACUUACAGAAUAUCAUACAUAUGUGUAUGAAA